AUGGAGCCAAGGCGCCGCACCGCUGACAUUCGCUCCGGCCGCUGGCCUGAAUCUGCUGGUUUUGGUUCAAUGGAGCCCUCCGGUUUUGGUGGCAUCGGAGAAUAUCUCCAGGAGCAAGGAGAAUGCACUGGAUCUAUGACAUGGUUUGAUGUGUCAUCCUCGUGCUUAGCUCUGAUGGCGAGUGUUAUUCCACAAGAUGGACUCACCCAACACAGUUCUUUGGCAUCUUCGUACAACCACGUCUCUUCUAGCAAUCAAUAUCAGUAUUUUACCCCAUCAACCAAUUCUAAUGUUGACCAGUCAUUUUCCAUGGACUGCAGUAGAAAAUAUGUAGAGGUACGACCUGCUAAUGAGUCUGAUACUCAUCUUGAAAAGCUGCCAAUGCAGCACUUCGAGCAACAAAUAGCAAGUGGUUACUCUUCAAGUGAGGAUUACCAGCGUGAAAGUUUUGCCGAGGACUACUCCGGCGAUGAAUCUGAUGCUGUUCCUGAGAAUCAGUCAUUUGAGCAUCAAAUAGCAGGCGAAUACUCUUCUUGUGAAGAUGAUACAUGUCCAAGAAUCCACGGGGAUAUGUUAGUUGCUGGUUUGGAAGAGGAUAACAACAAUCAAUAUUACGGCAAUAAAUCGGAUACUGUGUGUUUGAACCAACCAAUACAGGACAAUGAGCUCGAUGCCUCUGCUGAAGAUGGACCGUGUAAACCGAUAGUUAGGUGGGGGACGACAAGUCCAUUAGCACACAAUGAAAGGAUUAUGGGUGCUGUAGAAGAAGCAAUGAGGAAGUCCAACGAUGGCACAAAAGAACAUAUGUUCCUGCCCAAAGUUGGUGCUGUCUUCCCAUCACUAGGAGAUGCAUACCAGUUCUACAAUCUUUACUCAUGGGAAGUAGGUUUCAGCAUACGGAAAGGUACAAACCAAAAUGGAAACAAAAAAGCUGAUGGGACAAAGGAUAGGAAUAUGCAGGAGUACAGAUGCCAAAGAGCGGGGAAACCAGGUUCUGGAACGAAAUUUUCAACAACAAUGUGUGUUUGCCCGGCUCGUCUUAGGUUGCUUCGGAACAAGAAUAAUGAAUAUUAUGUUUCCAUAUUUGUUGCAGAGCACAACCAUGAAUUGGUUGAGAGUUGUGGAGAGAAACGACAUCUUAAGUCACAUCAGAGCAUUGAUCAGGCUACCAAGGACAUGGUGCGUUGUCUGCGUGAGAACAACGUCAGUCUGAGCAAAGUAAACUGCAUCAUGGGUAGCAUGUCUGGGUCUAUGAAUAACCUUACUUUCAGCAAGAAGCGUCUGAAAACUGUGUGCUCAGAAAUUGCUGCAGACACAUUUGUUGAAAUGAUGGGAGGAAAAGCACCAGCUACAAUGUUGACUGACCAAGCUGCAGCUAUGGGAGCAGCGCUACGGCAAGUGCUCAAAAACACAAAACACCGUUGGUGCAAGUGGCAUGUCCUUAAGAAGCUUGUUGAGAUGCUGGGACACAUGUUCAAUAACCACAAAGAAUUUUAUGAUGACUUCAACAAGGUGGUGAACCAUAUGCUGUCAGAGCAAGAAUUUGAGGAUUCAUGGGCAGCUAUGGUUGCUAAAUAUGGUCUUUCUGGAAAUCCAGAAAUUACUAGGGCCUUUGAAUCAAGGUCCAUGUGGGCCAAAGCUUGGUUCAAAGAUAUUUUCUGUGCAAGAAUGACUAGCACACAAUGCAAUGAAUCUGCAAAUAAUGUUCUUAAGCAUUUUGUCCCAAGGAACUCCCCACUGAAUUUAUUUGUGCAACAAUAUAACAAGCUUGUCACUGAGCAAGAGAAAGCAGAUCAUGAGGAAGAGAAGAACACCAAACAGCGCGAAAUUCAACUGAAGUUUGGUUGGCCUAUUGAGCGUCAUGCAGCUAAGUUGUACACUAGGGCAGCAUAUCAUCUAUUCCUUGAAGAACUAGGUAGAAGUACUGCAUACAUAGUUGUGGAUAGUAAGGAAGCAAGUGUUUACAAAGUUGUCCAUGGUGAGGGUGAACGUAGGGAAAAGUGGUCAAAAGUUGAUUUCAAGGUUUCAGUUGAUGAAGAAGCUGGUUUAUAUGACUGCGAAUGUGGUCUUUAUAACCAUUUUGGCAUUCUUUGUUGCCAUGCAUUGCUUGUUAUGGUUCAGAAAGGAGUUCGUGAGAUCCCUGCCAUACACAUCAUGAAUAGAUGGACAAAAUCUGCACGUUUCAAGGAGCCAACUCAUCUCUUGCCAGCUGAGAAACCCAGUGGUCCAGCCACGAGUAUCUUGAAAAAACUGCAAGAAAAAAGGGAUGCUGUUAGGACUACCUGCCAGGUUGGGUAUGAAUCUAGUGGAUCAGAAGGUUUCAGAGCAGGAACAUCUGGGAGUGACGUCUUCUCCGAUAGUGAGGGGAGACCUUUACAGAUAGUUGAUAGCAGAAGUGGUGUUGCUAUCAAUUUAAAUUCAAUCAAGCCUCCACUCUUGAACCGUACCAUGGGCAGGCCUUCUAAUGUGCGUCCUAAGGGCGAAGCAGAAGUCAGGAUUAAAAGUGCGAAGAUUCGUAAGAAGCGCACCAGAUAUCAAGCUUCAGGAGCCGUGAAACAAUCACGGCACUGCAAAAAGUGUCGUAGCAAUAACCAUGAUGCUAGGCGCUGCCCAAGAAACAAUCCAUUGAGUCCUGUUGGUGAAGAAAAUGAUAUGUGCCCAAGAAACAAUCCAUUGAGUGCUGUUGGUGAAGAAAAUGAUAUGGAGUGA
Molecule: messenger RNA, 2709 nt
Organism: Miscanthus lutarioriparius
Lineage: Eukaryota; Viridiplantae; Streptophyta; Magnoliopsida; Poales; Poaceae
Source: the annotation of a GenBank genome assembly